CUUGUUCUUCUUAUUGUUGUUAUAGUGGUACCGGCGGCGUCGGUCAACAACUAUUUCCGGCCGUUUCCGGGUUGACUAUCCACAAAGGACACGAGCGCGCUCCUACCAACCUACCGUUGUCCUUUGAACUGGAAAAACCGAUCGGGUGCUCCGCAACCCACCGAGCAUAAUCCUUUUUGUAAUUCAAUUAGGCUAUCUCACAGUUUGUCGCCUUGUGAUGGUAAUUUUUUUAUCGUCUUCUACACAAUUAGAACGUGUAAUGGGAUAGACGCGAAGUGAAUAAAAUUUGUUUGGUUUUCAUUUCGGGCCACUUUGAAAGUUAAUAAGUGCGAAAUUGAAGGUCAGUUGUGACUUUUUUUAAUAUAGAGCACCGUUUAUGUCGGUGCAAUGCGCUGAUGAGAAUGAUCCUUUAUCCUUGGGCAAUCCUUCCAGCUGUCUAUUUUCUGUUAAUAGGAGUACGAUCGAAGAUUGCACAUUCGCCAGACAAUUAUUAUAUUUCGAAACAAUCGACGCUUUCAUCGGCGUUUCGAGACACUACCGUAUGCCGAACUAUACCUGGAUUAACAAAAGCUCAGGUAGAACUGUGUUAUAGGCAACCAGACACUACGGAGAUGGCUUUGCAAGGACUAGAACAAUCUGUAAAGGAAUGUCAACAGCAGUUUGCUACCCAUCGAUGGAAUUGUUCAAUUUCCACCAAAUCGAGGAAUCCUCAUACCAGUGUCAUGUUCCAGAAGGGAUAUAGAGAAUCGGCCUUUGUAUACGCCCUGUCAUCGGCAGCAGUAGUCAUGAAUGUAGCAAGAGCUUGUAGUCAAGGGUUUAUCAUCAGUUGCGGAUGCGAUCCAAAUAAGCAAAAUAUGAAAAAGGGCUCAGAGGACUUUACGUUCAAGUGGGGUGGCUGUUCACAUAAUUUACAAUAUGGAAUUCGAUUUUCAAAGCAAUUUCUGGAUUCACGGGAAAAAGCCUCAGACAUACAAUCCAAAAUAAAUCUACACAACAACCAAGUUGGAAGACUAGUAAUCAAAAAUAAUAUGCAAAUAAAAUGUAAGUGCCAUGGGGUGUCCGGGAGUUGCGAACUGAAAACAUGUUGGCGACAAGUUCCUGACAUCAAACAAAUCGGAAAAAUACUGAAAGAUCGAUACGAGAAAGCGAUCUUAGUAAAUCAUUCCAAUUUGGGAAACGGCAAACAAAAAAACCAAAACAGAAUAACGACUACAAAGAAAAAAAGAAAAAAACCACAAGCGCGUCUGAAACUAUGGGUAACCCCCGACAAUAAAAUGAAAAAGAAGGAUUUGGUCCAAAGUCUGCUCUUUUACCAAAGAUCCCCGACAUUUUGCGAAAAAGAUUUAAAUGCAGAUGCCUUGGGUACGAUUGGAAGGCAAUGUAACAGAACCAGUACCGGUCCAGAUAAUUGUUCAUCCCUUUGUUGCGGAAGAGGAUACAAUCUCCAAAGAAUUGUACGCACCGAAAAAUGCAAAUGCAGAUUUAUUUGGUGUUGCCAAGUUGAGUGCCAAGAUUGUUCUAUCGAAGAGUGGGUCGCUAUUUGUAAUUGAUGAUGAAAAUUGAUUUAUGUACCUGUACUAUCUUCGAAAUGGCUGUUGAUGUAGGAGACAAGACAAGAAACAGUACUAAUUGGUAGGUAACCUUGAAAAUUGUCGACAAUAUUCAAUUUUAUUUACUCUUUACAAGUAAUUUAUAAUAUUCAAUAUUUGAUUUGAUGUUCCACUUUUUUGAGUUUAACAAUCUCAAGUGAUAAUAGUCGCCCAAAGACUUCACCCUUUAAUAGGUGUUGUUUGAAAUAUUAGAUACGUAAAACAAUACAAAAUAAAAGUACUUAAACGUG
Agrilus planipennis (emerald ash borer) is the source of this 1840-nucleotide messenger RNA. It is a transcript of the gene Wnt10, whose product is annotated as protein Wnt-10b. Bases 396 to 1550 code for a protein of 384 amino acids. Gene Ontology annotation, biological process: cell fate commitment; canonical Wnt signaling pathway; neuron differentiation. Gene Ontology annotation, molecular function: frizzled binding; cytokine activity. Gene Ontology annotation, cellular component: extracellular region. Lineage: Eukaryota; Metazoa; Arthropoda; Insecta; Coleoptera; Buprestidae. The transcript has 5 exons. The record is from RefSeq and is a predicted model, not a curated record.